This is a messenger RNA of Limulus polyphemus (Atlantic horseshoe crab), 1194 nucleotides long. Its product is annotated as XK-related protein 8-like. The record is from RefSeq and is a predicted model, not a curated record. Gene Ontology annotation, cellular component: plasma membrane. The transcript is spliced from 5 exons. Gene Ontology annotation, biological process: phosphatidylserine exposure on apoptotic cell surface; apoptotic process involved in development; engulfment of apoptotic cell. NCBI's taxonomy places the organism in Eukaryota, Metazoa, Arthropoda, Merostomata, Xiphosura, Limulidae. Bases 31 to 1194 code for a protein of 387 amino acids.
UUCCACGGAUAAUUAAAAGCCGAAUAACGUAUGAUGGACGAAGGAGACCAGAAAACCUCUGAUAAUCUUCUAAAGGAUGAAGUCGUCGAUCAUGACGAUGAAUGCGAUGGAGAAUGUUACUUUGAUGAAAAAUACCAGACAACCUCUGAUCAUCUUCUAAAGGAUGAAGUAAUCGAUCAUGAUAAUAAAUGCGAUGGCGAAUGUUACUUUGAUGAAAAACACCAGACAACCUCUGAUCAUCUUCAAAAGGCUGAAAGCAUCGAUUAUGAUGACAAAUGCGAUGCAACAUGUUACUCUGAUGAAAAAAACCAGACAACCUCUGAUUGUCUUCAGCAAGAUGAAGACGAGGAUCAUAAUGAUUAUUACUUUGAAGAAAAAUUGCUAGGCUGUUUUUUACCUGAGGAAGAACACAAAUUCACAUUCUUAAAAAAGCUAGGCAUGGUGGUCGGAAUGAUGCUGUUUGUGAUAGAUUUUGUGCUCGACAUCGUUGUUUGUUAUCAGUACUACAGAAAAGGAGAUAAAGCUUAUUUUGGAAUAACAGUAGCAAUAAUUAUUUCAUCAUCACUUCUACAUACGUUAUGGAGUCUCUUUUGGUACUUGAAAUUCGAAAAGGGAUUUGUAAGCGUCACUAGAUGGAUAUUUCGUGUGAUUUUUUUAGUACUUCCACUGUCUCCAGUUUUAAGAACUUUCGAGGCGUUUUGGUAUGGGAUUAAGUUCCAGAGGAGUAACAAAGAAAGUAGGAACUACUAUUACGAUCGCUUCUGCAGUUGCUUCUUAAAUGCUGUUGAACUGCGAUUAGCUGAAUCAUUCAUGGAGGCUGCUCCACAGUUGCUAAUUCAAGCGUUCAUCCAGAUUAGGAUUAUCCCUAGAAAUGCUUUGUACCCUACAGGACAAGCCUACAAAGACUUUAUUGUGCGAAUCGUGUCAAUAGUUUCAUCUCUUCUAUCCUUGGCCUGGUCUCUGGUCUGCUAUUACGAUAGGCUGUUUAUGGAACACAGGCUGUGUUUUAAAACGAAGAUUAAAAUUCUUAUUUUCCUAUGGCAGUUUUUCAGCAUUGCUUCCCGUAUGACGGCGCUCGUUCUUUUUGCUUCUUUCAAUCUGGAAGUAUUUGGUAUCUACUGUGGACUGCGGGUAGUUUUUGUAAUAUCCAUAAAUUUGGGGAAAGGCGGUAGAAUCUUCAAGUGUAACUGGUAA